Messenger RNA from Peronospora belbahrii, 909 nucleotides. Lineage: Eukaryota; Oomycota; Peronosporomycetes; Peronosporales; Peronosporaceae. The record is from the annotation of a GenBank genome assembly.
AUGUCAACGACUUUGCUAGAGAAAGAGGUAGCAAAGGACAUACAGCAAGAGAAACAGACACAACAAGACACUGAGAUAGAGACACAUGAACAGGAGGCACAAGAGAACACGAGAUUAGCUACCACGAAGGAAGAGGAACAGAAGACACUCAAGGAGAGUGUCAAGGAUCUUGACACUAAGGCAAAAGAAGAUAAUUUACUCGUGACUGGGACGAUAAAGAAGCAAAGUGAAGUGUCAAAAGCUGAUGAUACCAAGAGGAAAUUUGAUGCCCUUGACACUUGUACAACAGCUGCUGAACUUACCAUUGAUCAUGAGCAUCAAAAGACAAAGAAGAAAGCUCGUGCUUUGGAUCUGAUCAAGACACGAGCUACCAAAACAAGAAACAAUGGAAACACGACAAAAACGAGAGAGUUUUCAUUUGCUCGACCGACGGAAUCGUCUGCUAGACGCACCGCUGCACUUGCUAAGAACCAGACACAGAUCAAGGCGACGCCGCCACCGUCUCACAAGUUGCAGCAAGGUAAACGUACACCUGCAAAAGCUCCAUGUGUGUCAAUGCCAGUUUGUAAGACCCCGACAGCGACAAGUGCUGCUGACAAGACAUCUCGUUUGCAUUCUGGCUACACUCCGUACACUGGUCCGUUGCCACCUCUUACGGUCGAGUCUAGUUUUGCACCGAAGAAUGGACAGGUUGUAGACCGUCGAGCGUGGUCAGUAUCUUCUGCGCAGACGAAAGUGCCUGCAGUUACGCGCAAGCCUCGACCUGUAUCAGUGAAAAAAGCUCAGCAGCAGAGCACUAUCGGUAAGGAAAAUAGUAGUGUAAACGCCGCGAAAGAUGCUACUACUAACGCAGCUUCCAGCAACCGAACGUCCAUCAAGUCAGACCAAAAGGGAAUUGCCUGUGAGUAA